Molecule: messenger RNA, 3778 nt
Organism: Neurospora crassa OR74A
Lineage: Eukaryota; Fungi; Ascomycota; Sordariomycetes; Sordariales; Sordariaceae
Product: R3H domain-containing protein
Exons: 3
Coding region: 928-2865 (645 amino acids)
Cellular component (GO): cytoplasm; nucleus
Molecular function (GO): mRNA binding
Source: RefSeq, a predicted model, not a curated record
GAACGAUCAUUGCAGACAUCAAGCGCACUCACACGCGCGCGCACACACGCAUACACCACGCAUAUAUACACAACAACCGUUGUUGCAUCUGGCAACACUCGAUCUGGUUACGGCCCGUUGCCUGGAGUUGCUGCCUUUUUUGUUUGUCUGGACCAGUUUGCCCGAGUCGAGCUCGUGCAUUGUUUCGCGGUGCACAGUUGUGGAUUUUCGGCAUUUCCCUUUUUCUUUUUUUCUUUUUCAUAAACUUUUUCAACUUCGGCUCUUUAGUAGGGGGGCUCUCCAUCCUACAUAAAGAUUUCCCUCUCGUCUGGUCUGCCGGCGUCGUCCACUCGUCCAUUUCCACUUCCACACUUGCUGGGAAGCUGCAGCGGCCCUCUUCCGCGUCAUUGGAAAAUCACGCCCCUCUCCACUCUACGAGAAAUCUGCAAUCGAGUUCCGCCCAUCCGCAUCCGCCAGGCCUGAGUGGCAUUGCACCAGCACAGAAAAAAACCUGGCUUCAGCUGCUCGCCAGUUUGUCCUGUCUCCCUAUAACCUCCGGUGCCUCCCCGUCUGUCUCCCUGACACCUGCACCGUCUGCACGCCCAGCGCUUGUUUCGCAGAACGCGGCGCUUCCUGGUCCGAUCAACAUCAGUCUAACCCCAACUCCCAACCGCCUGGCCUUAAAUCCAGUAUCGUCCAGUCUCGGUCCAGUCCGUGUCCGUGUCUUUUCGUCCGAAGCUACCACCCCCUUCGGCCCUCUUUUCUCGACCACCCUCCCCGGAGUCAGUCAGGUCAACAACAACCACAACCUUUGGAGAUUUUCUAAAGUCCGGGCUUGGUUUUGCUGGUCUGUGCUGGUCUCUCUCCCGCACCAGUUGUUUCGGCCGCCUCCUCACAACAACUUUGCUUGGAGGAACCCCAAGAAAAACAAAAAGGAGAAAGAAAAAGAUGAAUCCACAGCCAGACAUCUCGGGCUACUUUCCCUCCGCCUACCCCAUGAACAACGCGAACCGCUCCCCCGGCUCUUCGCGGCCGGGCUACAACACCGCCGUCGGCCUUACGGGCGUAAGUCGCAUGACACAGCGGCAGAUGGAGGCCAUCGGCCAGCCUUCUGCUGCCCUCUUCGCCGCCGCCGCCGCCGACGAUCGCUUCGCUUCCUACGACAACGCCGCCUUCCGACACAACAGGCUACAACCUGCUGCUGCCUUCGCGACCGACAGCUUCAAUGGAAACAACCAGGCUUGGGCUUAUAACGCCGGCGCAAACACUGUGAAUGGCGCUUUGGGCGACAAUAGGGUGCGCAAUGGCGGUCGUCGGGCUCUCCCCACGGAAUGGAUGUCCGAACAAAAUGGCCUUGGAAGCCAUGCUCUCAACACCCCUUCGACACAAUACUCUUCCACUUUUGGCCAGUCCGUGGGUCUUCUGAACGGCGAUGGCAACUUCGCAGGCGACCGCCAUGGCUAUCCCGGCAGCAUGUACGACCCUCGCCAUGAUUCCAAGACCCUCGGCAGCGACCUCAUCCCUACCGCCAUUGUCAUCAAGAACAUUCCUUUCAACGUGAGGAAGGAGAUGCUUACCCAAAUCAUGACCGACCUUGGCCUUCCCCAGCCUUAUGCCUUCAACUACCACUUUGAUAACGGCAUUUUCCGUGGUCUUGCCUUUGCCAACUUUCAAAGCCCCCUGGAUACCCAGACCGUCAUCGAGCAGCUCAAUGGUUACGAGGUUCAAGGUAGAAAGUUGAGGGUGGAGUACAAAAAGAUGCUCCCUGAGCACGAGAGAGAGCGCAUCGAGCGCGAGAAGAGGGAGAAGCGCGGCCAGCUGGAGGAGCAACACCAGCCCAUUGCCCUGCACUCCCAGUCUUCCAUGCACUCCUUGAAUGCCGCUCACACUAGCAGGUCUCGCAACUCGCCGUUGCGUAAGUCGUCUCGCCGCGAUCUUUUGCCGCCAAACUCUAACCAGGAUGAUGUUACAGGAGAUGUUGACCUCAACAACCCCGAAACUCUCAAGUUUUAUACCGAGUUGACUCUCUUCCGAAAUGAUCCCAACCGUGAGAUCAUCAUCUUCCCUGCCAGCAUUACCCCCCAGCAGCGUCGUACCGUUCACAUUUUGGCUCACAACAUGGGUCUUGAGCAUCGUUCAGUUGGCGAAGGUCCUACCCGCCAGUUGCACGUCAUCAAGGACACGGCCACUGCCACCUUGGCGAGCAUGGCGCCUCCUAUGCACAUCUCCCCUGGUGUGUCGGCUGAUGCUCACCGUCGUGGUCUUAGCCGUGCCGCCACCAUUGACUUUGCCGAGUCCCGUGCCAAUGCUCCCGGUCAGUUUGCUACCUUGGGUAGACAGGGCAGACACGGCCCGACUCUGGAGCUUCCUGACAGCCCCGAUGGCGGCAUCAACGCGUUACGCGGUGUCAAGUCCUUCGCGGACCUGCGAUCAUAUACACCCAGCCCUUCGCUCUCAGCUUCUGGUUUCCCACAGAGCAGCCUUCACAGCUCCAGCAUUGCUCAGUAUGGCGAGUAUAGCGCCAGCCUCGGUGGACCUAACAGCGUAAUGACCACGCCAACCACACCUGGAGCAGCUUCCAACAAGGACACCUCAUUAUUGAUUUCGGAUCUUGGUUCCCUGUCGCUGAGCGAGCCCUUCAACGCCAACCGCCUCAGGCCCAGAGAGACUCCUGGCGCAAUUGGGAGCCAACGCUCUCCUUUGAAUGGAAACAGCACUCGCAGCGUUCCGGAGCGUCAACCUCAUGGACCGAGCAGUGGUGACUGGGGUGAGAGCAUCGGCUUUGCCGGACGGGGACGCACCAAUGGUCACAUGCAGCGUGACAGUGAUUCGUCCGACAAUGGUACGCGCGGAGCGGCAACGUCCGCCUCUUCAAGAUUCCAGUAGGAUUGGAAUCUAGAAACAAGCUCUCCGCCGCCUUGGCAAUGCUUACGGAAGACCAUUUUGUGAUGUCUGAUUUAUGGCCUCUUUUACGGAGCUGCCACUUUUCUAACCUUUGGGCCCAUGCAUUGUCUCACCAUGCAGCGGUAGUUGGAUGUCGUCGAUCUGCUGAGACGAGGCCUCUCCAAUCUGGGCCGCUAAAGCUCCGCCCACCGCCUCGUUUACUAACAAAUCAUCAAUUGAUGGAUCUUGAUGUGGCAGUUGUGUUGGGAUAUCGGCAUCCUCUAAUCUUUUGGUCCAUCUCGUACUAUUUGCAUCGGCAUGAUUCAACGUCUCCCAGGCCUCAGAUCCCAAAGUUCAAGCCUCAACAUCAGUUCCAAAUGCGUCUACGGCGGCCGUCUCGUCGUCCUCCUCAGCGUCACACGCUUACUUUUGAAAAGUGUUGGUCCUGGGUACUCGACACGAUUUCAACUAUGAGUCUUUUGAUUGCAAGCUGAGAUGACGGACAACAACUUCUUGAUCGGUGUUUCAAAUGCCUUUCUGGAGAAAGCGCGGCAUUCCUGAUUUGCCUUAUCGACAACAUGGGCGCUCCGCCUCCCUUUUAUCACCAAUCUUUAAAGCGACUUGUAAUAUCUUUGCAUCUGGCCACCAUCUAGCGUAUCGGAAGGGCUUUUUUGAGAUUUUGGCUUUCUUUGCAAGCGCCUGUUGCGCUGCUGGUCUCGGAUAGCAUGUGGUGGACUUUCCAAAUGCUCAAAAGACCAUGGUUUUGGUUUUUGACGCCUCGCAUUGGCUUUGGUUCAGAGGAUUCGGGCGACAAUUCCUCGGUUCAUGAGCCUGCAUAUACCCGAAAUGAUGACGAUGAUUGGAUACCACAAAAAAAGAGAAGACACGGAAGAGAUGAGAGAUUUUGGGAUACAAG